Xiphophorus couchianus (Monterrey platyfish) is the source of this 2909-nucleotide messenger RNA. Its product is annotated as CMRF35-like molecule 3. Gene Ontology annotation, molecular function: transmembrane signaling receptor activity. The coding region runs from base 760 to 1827 and encodes 355 amino acids. The record is from RefSeq and is a predicted model, not a curated record. The transcript is spliced from 7 exons. Gene Ontology annotation, cellular component: plasma membrane. NCBI's taxonomy places the organism in Eukaryota, Metazoa, Chordata, Actinopteri, Cyprinodontiformes, Poeciliidae.
UUGUUAACAAGUAGCCCAUAGGCUACUGGUGUUAUGUUCAAAGGUGGGUAGUGCUGGUUACAUACACAUGAGUAACUUUUUUGGAAAAAAGGUUAAAAAAAGAGUAGUUUUACUGAACAGUACCUUUUUCUUUGACUUGAGUAAUAUUAUUAUUGCUACGUAGAUUCAUUCCCCCCCUUAUCCCCAACUGCCAUGUGUCCGAUUGACCCAUUGACCUGCAUGUGAGUAUUUUGGUGGCAGUUAAAGGGUUAAACUCUUCUGGAGGCUUGGCUCGUCAUGGAUUAAUCGGUCAGCUUUAAAAUUAAUACUCAAGCAAAAAAUAUCAUUAAGAAAUGGGCUCUAAAAUUUUAAUCAACUUAAAAGCGUGAAAAGCAAGUGAAGUGUAAAUGCAGACAUUACAAAAGCGUUCAGAAAAGCCAGAGACCCAUUUAUCAUUAAAGCCUCGCCUUCAGGGACGGGUUGAAAAACUUUGAAUGUGUUGCGGUGAGCAGAAAGUAGACAGAAACAGUCAGGCCCCUAACAGGAUACUUGAUAACAGCAGAGAGGGUCAUGGCUGUUGUGUUGUUGUUGGCUUGUAUUGUAGUCCAGACCCACUUCCUCUCCGCCCCUCGACCUCCAGACAGAGCCCCUCCUCACCCACCAGCCAUUAGCAAAUUCAUCAAACUCCGUCGACCCCCAGAGCAAAAACAAGCAUUAAUGCAGAUAAAUCCUCUGCAACAAGCUGACUGCUGAGGUUACGGCUGUGAAGUUUUAUGAACGAUGUGGAACUUUCAAAACCUGCAGCUCAUGUUGUGCACAGCUCUGAGUUGUGUGAGCAGCGCUGCAGGUUUGAUCUCUGUGUUUGGAUAUGAGGGGAGCGAUGUGACGGUUUCCUGUCCAUAUGAUCCAGGAUAUGAGAGAUACCAGAAAUACCUGUGUAAGAACAGCUGUAGUUACAGUGAUUUUCUUAUCAAAUCAACGCAGGGAAAUAAAACCAAAUACUCCGUUUAUGAUGACAAAAGAACAAGAGUCGUUGCAGUAACCAUCUCUGAUCUUCAUUUUGGUGAUACUGGGGAAUAUUGGUGUGGAGUGACCAGAGCAGGAAAAGAUAUCUACACUGAAGUAAAGCUGGAAGUAAAAGCAGACAGAUGUUGUGACAAAGUGAAUAAAACCCAAAGUAUUGAGGAAGGUUCAGUGACCAUCAGCUGUCCGUACGACUCUCAGUCUGUCAACAAGCUGAAGUUCCUCUGCAGAGGAAACCGGCCCUCCACAUGUCGACAGCAGGCAGUGAUCACCUCUAGCAACACACAAAAUGGACGAUUCAGACUCUCUGAUGACAGGAAGUCAAGAAUAUUCACAGUGACCAUUUCCAGUCUGACCCUGAAGGAUUCUGGGUCGUAUCUUUGUGGAGUCCAGAGAAACUCAGGAUUUGAUGUUUUCUCUGCUGUUGAGCUAGAGGUCAAAGCAGAGUCGUGCUGCGCUAAGUCAAAAAACAUGAGUGGAGUAAUGGAGCGUAGUGUAACCUUCCAGUGCCCUUAUGCACCCCAGCAUCCCAAUGACACAAUGUUCCUCUGCAAGGGAAACAGAGCCAGCAACUGCACAGACAUGAUGGAUGAAAGUAGGUUUAUUCUGAGCGAUGUUUCCUCCAGCUCUUUCUCUGUGACGGUCACAAAGCUGGAAGCAGGAGAUGCUGGAACGUACUGGUGUGGCUCAGGCCCAGAGGCGAAUGUUGGAAACUACACCCGCUUUCAUCUUUCUGUAGAUGCGACUCUCCACCAACUUUCAGAUCCAGCUUUCUAUGCCCUGUUUGCUUUAGCUGCUGCUGAUGGUGACAUUCGUCCUAGUUAAAGUUUACAAGAAUAAAUGUCACAAAACAUUGAAAGAAAGAGAAGUUUCCAGAUGAAGAAUCUAAACGUCAUUUUGCAGAUGUUUUAGAGGACGUCUAAAACAUCUGCAGACCAAAGCUUCGUCUGCAGGGGCUAUGGGAUCAUAUGAAAUAAUGUUCACUGGACUAUUUAAGCCUAAAUUAACGCAAUUCAUUAUUUAAGUACUCAGAUAAAAUUUUUAGGUCUUAUUUUAGAACAAUUUUCAUUCAAAAAGUGUGUUUGUGAGAGAAAACAAACAGAGGAAAAUAAAUACAAAUAGUUGAACCAGCAAAAUAAAAUAAUUAUCUCACAAUGUCAAACUAUGUACAACUGAGGAAAUGCACUUGCAUAUGUAAUAAUGAAUAAAACAUGACAGGAAUAAACAGUGUAAAAAUGUCUAAACUCUAAACUGCACACCUAAACGAUAGAAUAAAGUUUAAGAAUAAACUGGAACUUUGAAUUAAAAUGUAUUCAUGAAGAUGGCUCAGUGUCCAGUGAUGACAGGAAGGCAACAAUAUUCACUGUGACAUUUUCCAAUCUGACUCUGAAGGAUUCUGGGUCAUUUUUUUUUGAAGCAUGGCACUAUGGGACAUACUGCAACCUUCCAGUGUCAUUGUCCACCUCAUCAUCGUAACAAUAUGAUGUUCCUCUGCAAAGGAGACCAGAGCAGCAUUUCUUAUAAGGGUAUAUUCACACUGCACAAUGUUCAGAGCACGGUGAUACAAAUGUAGACUAAAAGGAAUAAUACUGUAGUUUACUGAUGUAGAAAAUUACAAUUAUGUCACACCUGCUAGUUGUAUUGCUAUAUGUUUAUUCUAAGUUCUGUAUAUUCCCACCAAGUUAAAGCUGUUUGGGUUACAUGCACAAGGUUGGACGUUGUUUUUCCCCAGCUGCAUGGGAACCAGUCUGAUUCCCAGGCUUUGGAUCCCUUAUCCCUUUGUACAAAACUCAUGUGUUGGCUCUGCCUGGCAGAGCUUUCCGUUUCAGACUUGCUUCAUUAUUGACUGUCCUGUGAGCUCUCUGAGUUGUGCACAAUUCAUGAAUAAACCUGAUUGAGUGAUUUUA